Messenger RNA from Carassius auratus (goldfish), 1814 nucleotides. Its product is annotated as synaptotagmin-2-like. The transcript is spliced from 7 exons. Gene Ontology annotation, biological process: synaptic vesicle endocytosis; calcium ion-regulated exocytosis of neurotransmitter. Gene Ontology annotation, cellular component: plasma membrane; exocytic vesicle; dense core granule. Lineage: Eukaryota; Metazoa; Chordata; Actinopteri; Cypriniformes; Cyprinidae. Gene Ontology annotation, molecular function: clathrin binding; phosphatidylserine binding; calcium ion binding. The coding region runs from base 238 to 1422 and encodes 394 amino acids. The record is from RefSeq and is a predicted model, not a curated record.
GUGAAACACAUCGUAUCCAUCUUAUGUUUCAGCUGUAGAUUCAUGAAGGCAGCACAGACGAAGCCUGUUUAAUAAGACCUGAAUGAACAAGUGAUCUAACAGGUUUGCCCUUGUGUUUGCUGAUGGUCUGUCAGGUGAUCGCUCUCAACUACGUCUGAUCCGCUCGUAGUUUAUUAACAAAAUGGAACUAAUGGAGGAAAAUUAAAGCUCAAAAAGGCCUGUCCAUGGCAAAAAGACAUGAUUUUCUUUGCCGUUUUGGGUUUGUCCUUUAGAGAAAUUCAACUGUCAAUUUCCGAGGAAUUAGAAUAUAGUAUUUUGGGCAUAUCUGGUGUCUUUUUCCUUAUAGCCCUCUGCCUUCUGAUAUGGCAGAUUUACCGCCACUGCACACGGUUUCCUGUUUCACAAAGACCUGCAGAUGGCCUGUUGGCUAGGAGCGGAGGUUUUCAGUAUGCUACACAAACAAAUGACGCUAAGAUGGAGGUUCUUAAUGAGGAACUGAGCCACCGCCUGUCCCCUGGCACUUCUUACACUAACCUGGGCAGUAGUCUAGAUCUAGCAAGCAUAGCAGAUGUGGAAGAGGAGAACAUCCAGGGAUCUCUACGCUUUUCAUUGUUCUACGAUCAGCUGCAGUCCAGACUGGUGGUAACGGUGCUGGAUGCCCAGGAUCUAGCCGUGCGAGACUUCAGUCACAGUGUGGACCCAUUUGUUUGGGUGCGGUUGCUGUGGGCAGAAAGAGAGGAUGAGGAGCAAGGUUCAAUGCAGUGUGUUCUGGACGAAUGGCAGACACGUUUAGUGAAGAAGAGCUGCAGUCCUGUGUUUGGAGAUCAGUUCUCUUGCACUCUGGCUGAAGAGGAAGUAUCAAAAGUCACUGUUAGAUUUGAGGUUAGGGAUUUUGAUAAAUACUCAAGACAUGAAAUUCUAGGAGAGGCCCGUGCUCCCCUGAACAGUAUGAAGCUCUCAUAUCCCUUGGAGUUAAAAGAGGAACUGCAAGUACCCAAGAAAGACAUGGUUGGUGAGGCACUGCUCUCUCUGAAACACAUGCCUACAUCUCAGAGGCUGGAGGUGGGAGUGUUGAAGAUCCACACAGUAUGUCAUCCCAAUAAGACUGAGAGAGCUCUCUAUGCCAGAACCAGCAUUACCUGCAACCACUGCAAACUUCGACAUCAGAGUACAACGCAGAAGAAGCGCUGGGAAGUGACUGUGUUCAACGAGGUCCUGACCUUUGUGUUGCCAGAUCAACAGAUCAGAGAGUGCACCAUCAUAGUGUCUGUUUACGAAAUUCAGCCUUCAAAGAAGUCUUCCAAGCGUUUGAUUGGUCAUAUCCACAUCAAAAAGAGCAAGACCUCCGAGGACGAGCACUGGAAACUGAUGAUGCAAUCACUACGACAGCCAAUCGCUAAGUGGCAUUCAAUUUUUAUCUAAAGACACCUAAUAUUUAUUGAUACAUGUACACGCUUCCUUUUCGGAGAUAGGAGGCCAUACUUCUGAGUUUUCUGUGUUUUAAGGUUGAAAAGUUGAAACUUGAGGGCUGUCAAGAAAUAUAUAUUUUUUUAUUUAAACCAUGACAAACUGACAACAUAGAACAUGGAGAUACAUGAAGUUUUUCAUUGUACACAUAACAUCAGAUCAGGAACAUUUUUGCCACAAUGUCAAAUAAUGAACUGUGUUUAAUAGCAUCAUAUGGUGGAAAUUACAUUUAAACUGACUGCUGACCAUUGCUGGCAUUAAAAGUUCAAAUUAAAUGUCCUUACAUUAUUUGCUUAGUUUAGAGAUCUCUGGAAAUGAUGUACAAUAAAAUAUGAAAUUCAAAAGUG